UCAGUGUGUUUGAUCAUGUGGAGGUGUCAAAAAAUUUGAAAAUGUUUUGGAUGUUCAAGCGGUCCCGCUUCACCGACAGCGCCGUGGCCUUCUUCAACAGCAUCAACAACAAUCAUUCCACCGGAAAUGCCGCGGGUGCCAGUAAGAAAUCCGGAUACAACAAGUUGUCGAGUGGGGAGGACGCCUCUGCAGACCACAAGAACGCCAACCUCAACAACCUGGUUAGUCCGUUGACGUCAUCAGUGCACGGUGGAGGUGGUGGUGGGGUGGGGGAAAGUUCAGAGUCCAGUAGUGCGAGCGACUUUGAUCUGGAGGAAGAGGACGAGUUUUCUGACGACUCGGAGUACGACGAGGCUCUGACGUGUAAUGUUUGUGAUCGCAGUUUCAGCAGCGCCAGGGCGUUGUCACAACACCAGCAGAAAAAGAGGCAUUUUGGGUGUUCAGCGUGCGAUAGUCUCUUCCAGACUUUGAUGGCCUUGGAACAUCACAAAGAGGAGUUUGAACACUGGUCUGGGGACGAAAGUAUGUUAGUACCUCAUCACCAUAGUGACGACAGCAGCGAAGAAACUAGCGAAGAGAUGGAACGGCUACUGUAGAAGAAAGCAAAGUGAUUUGGAAACUAUCGCAGAGAAGAGAUGGGACGAACACCACAGGGAGCUGAAGAGACUGACGGAAGUUUGGCAACGUUGCAACGCAGGCCAGCAAUCAAUCACGUUAAGACCAACAUCAUCGCUUGAUCUACCUAUGUAGGAAGUAUAAGAUUCGCUGUUGCCAAUUCUCCUCCGUGGCUUGAUUGCCUGUCAUUAUACUUUUGUUUAAGUCAUAAAAAUGAUUGUUCGGAUUUCCCCCCAGUCUUAGUAACCGUUUUUUUUAUCAUGUAACAUAGGCAUUUGAUGGGAUUAAAACAAAAAUCUAUGUUUUGAAACUCUUAGGAUAAUUUGUAAAUAAAACAAUAUAUAUUUUAAUCUUGAUCUAUGGAUUCCACUAAUAAGACCAAUAACAAGUCACUUAACGAAUAGGGAUUCAAUAAGAAACGAAUAAUUAAGCUGCGAAUUAUUAGGAGAGAUAACCUCGAAUGCAUAUCCACCUGCAAAUCCAUAUCAAGCUAAGCCUUGAAAAAAGGUUAAAAGUCUUGUUUUGUUAUAGAGAAAAUUUACUUAAAAAGACUUCAGAGUUUAUUUGAUUUUUAGUCAGGUAAUCAAGGAAAUAUACUUUCAAGUAACGAAAUUGCUAAAUACAUAUAAACAAUUUCAAAUAUGGAACAUUUUUCAGUACUAAAAACAGUUUUUAGUAAUUGUCCACAUUUAUAAUAUAGAAGUAUCUGUGUCUUCCUACGAUACUAGAGGUUUUAAAUCACUAUAAGUUCUGUAUUUUAUGUCUACCUUAAGGUAAUCUAAGCUAUAAGGAAUAAAAUCCAAGGGGAUAUCCAUAGCUUUAUCGACAAAAAGAGUUUUAGUUGAUAAUGACGUAAAUAUUGACGGAUCUUAAAACCUUUCCCGCUAGUGGAAGUAUAAGCCAUACUUAGAAGCCCAAACCUAAAAAAAUACCAUGAAAGAAUUUCUUACCUUUGUUUGCCAAAGAGACCAACAUAUAUUUUAAUACGUAGACGUCGGCUAUAUUUUGUAUGUAGUAGGAUAGAUAAGAAUGUAUUGGCCGCUGUGCGGUAUUGUAAAUACUGUCUGUUAAUAUGAGAGUUGUCUACAUCGUAGAAAAGCUUUUCCAAGCCACGAUUUCCAGGAUGUAAAUCUAUCGAUUUUAAUGUUAUCUUUAAUGUCUCUGUAACACAAAUAAAAUGAAAUUUAAAAAUAAAGAUUACUGUAUAUCUUGUGAGUCCAAUUCAAAAUGCAGGCAGUUCAACAAAUUUACUAUCACUGUAUGGAUGAUCUUGUUUUGUGUAUUAAAUAUUUUAUAAAGAUGCAUGUUUUUAUAGAUUUCUAUGUUUAACUAAUUCGAAUGUGUUUUAUAUACUUCUUAAUCAGGGGUUUUUCACAAAAUAUAAUACAACAUGGCGAUGAGUCAUAGUAUUGAAUACAAACUGUCCCACAUGUACUCUCAAACUGUAAAAUAGAUAUAGCUAAGUUUGUAUUAUAUUUUUAAAAUUUAAAGUUUUUUAAAAAUAUUUAUAAGAACUUUAAGGUAUGCAGUCGAUUUAAAAACAUAUAUUUGUUGCUUUUCUAAAUGGUUUACGAUAUUAGUAAAUUUUUAUUUAAAAACAUGGUGACAGGGGGGUUAAUACAAAACCAUUUUUAUAAUCAACGAGCCUUUUCAAAUUUGCGUUAAGCUGCAAAUAGCAAAACUGUAAAGUAAGCGACUCUUUUAUUCGCUCAAAUAUCUUACUUGUAUUUGCUGUAAAUUUUUUUUAUUCUCUACCUUUUAUUUCAGAAAAAAAAUAAUAUUCACAUUAAACAUCUGGUUUUUAUGACUAUUUGUGUCAUAACAAUCAUGGCAACUGUCAGAAUAAUAAUUCAGUAUCCCCAUUACCAAUUGCUAUAAGUGCCCUUAGAUGUUGAGAACCAAACAUAUUCGUCGUAUAAUACCUAACAUUGUCUACAUAGCGGCCUAAAAUACUUGCAAGAAGAUCCACCUAGGCUGUUACCUGUUCAUACAUUGUUCAACGUUGUAAUUGUUCACUCUUUAGUCCAAAUUUAAUUUAUCGGAGGAGUCCCGUAUGAAACAAGAAAGUCUUAUCAUUACUUAUAUAAACAACCGUCCUAGGGAUACGAAUAAACACAAGGAUGUGUUUAAAGGAUUUUGAACAGGCCUAUAAAGUUAAUUUUAAGCGAAGAUUCAUAUCAGAGCCCAUUUAGGGGUGUUAAGAAGACAUUUAAGUUACAAAUUAAAUUUUUAAUUGAAUUACACAAAAUGCUCCACAUUAAAUCAGCUUUAUCAAAGUUCCUUAACUUUCCUUAAUUAUUAAACUUAAGAAAUAUCAAGAAAUUUUAUAGAAGUAUAAGCAAAGUUAUAAUGUAAAGCGUAUGUAAAAGAAAUUGUAUGGAUUUAUUUAUAAUGACUAUUUACUUCAACUUGAAAAUAUAUUGAAUUAUAUCUAGAAAGCUGUCUCGUUUUCAAAUAAACUGAUGUUUUAUUCAAGUUAAACAAAUCAAGGAGACAAUGAAGAAGAAACUUUAAACAUUGAUCGUUGUUUUGCAAACAAUAUUUAUCUAAGGGAUCAUUUAUUGAUAUUUCUUUUAGUUCUUUUUCAAAAUGUAAAAGGCUGUUUAAUAAUUUUCUUAAAAGUGGUGUACAUUUAAGGAUACCGUUUAGUGGUUAUAUUUAGAACUCAAAUCUUAACUGCAAAACAAUUUAAGAGUCAGUUAUGAAAUUUAAACAGCUAUUUUUAAUUUUAGCACAAUACAUUUGAACUUUAUAUAAUUUUGUUGCAAAUGUAAAAUGUAUAAAAUACAUACUAUGUUUUGUUUAAUCAGUUGUAAUGUUCUAACAAAUUAUUCUUUUGAUUAUGAAUAAAAUGUGAAACAAAGGACUUAAUUAUUUUUGUAUUUAAUACUACUACGGCACCCAUCAAAUUAAGUUUAUUGGAAAUUACUGUGUAUUCAGAGUUUUGCCGUUAAAUAAAAUACAAACAAAUUGUAUUACCAUCUAAUCAUUAUUCUUCUCAGUAGAGACGUUUGUUUUCUAAGUAUACUUCUUCCACCAUCUGCAUCCAAAUGAAACCUUCCUUCUGAUCCUAACAUAUCACACCCACGUAUUUUAGACAAUAUCUAAUGUGUAUUUCUAUAUGUUUAUAUAAUGUAUUCUCUAUGUAAUAUUAUUGUAUAUAUUAGGAUAAUAAAUUUAC
Messenger RNA from Macrosteles quadrilineatus (aster leafhopper), 3796 nucleotides. Its product is annotated as dnaJ homolog subfamily C member 21. The coding region runs from base 42 to 596 and encodes 184 amino acids. Lineage: Eukaryota; Metazoa; Arthropoda; Insecta; Hemiptera; Cicadellidae. The record is from RefSeq and is a predicted model, not a curated record. The transcript has 4 exons.